Messenger RNA from Phascolarctos cinereus (koala), 1575 nucleotides. RefSeq names its product N-acylethanolamine-hydrolyzing acid amidase-like. Gene Ontology annotation, molecular function: fatty acid amide hydrolase activity. The record is from RefSeq and is a predicted model, not a curated record. Gene Ontology annotation, biological process: fatty acid metabolic process. NCBI's taxonomy places the organism in Eukaryota, Metazoa, Chordata, Mammalia, Diprotodontia, Phascolarctidae. Gene Ontology annotation, cellular component: lysosome.
GGUCUCCAGGAGUGGCAGAGCCUGAGCCAUGAGACCGUGGGACGCUGUUGCGGGCUGGGGGAGGCCUCUGGGGCUGCUGUUCCUGCCUCUGCUGCUGUCGGCCGGCGCAGCAUCCCUGUCUGCGGCCAUCCCAGCCCCGAGCCGGGACGUGGUCCCGCAGCGGGUGACCGUGAACCUGGACGAUGCCCCUGAGCAGCGCUGGCUGCCCGCUCUCCAGCGCUUCGACCUAGACACCCUGAAGAAGGACGUGAAAGAUGCGGUCAAGGAACAAAUCCCGAGGUGGGUUUACAUUGUGAUUAAGGAGAUAAUCAAUGAUUUGGAUGGCUUGCUGCUUGAGCCCUACGCCAAUGAGAUUAGGGGAAUAUGCGAUGCCCUCAACAUAAGCUUCGUCGAUGGCAUUCUCUUCAAUCUGGUCUAUGAAUCAAGUGUAUUCUGUACUAGUAUGGUAGCUCAAGAUGCCAAUGGCCACAUUUACCAUGUCCGGAACUUGGAUUAUGAGCCUGGAGAGGGCUUACGCAAUUUUACAGUGGAUGUCCAGUUCACAAAAAACGGGCAGAUUGCCUACACGGGAACAACGUUUGUUGGCUAUGUGGGUAUAUGGACUGGACAAAGUCCACAUAAGUUUACAAUUUCUGGCAAUCAACGAGACAAAGGUUUAUGGUGGGAGAACGCAGUGGCUGCUCUUGUCAAAAGACAUCUUCCCAUCAGCUGGGUUUUCAGGAAUACCCUAGAAGAAGCCCAGAGCUUUCACGAUGCUGUUCAAAGACUGUCAGAGACUCCCCUUAUUACAAAUGUUUAUUGUAUCAUUGGAGGUGUGUCUGACCGGGAGGGGCUAGUCAUCUCGAGAAACAGAGUUGGCCCAGUGGACAUCUGGCCUCUUAACCCGGAGACAGAGUGGUUCCUAGUACAGACAAAUUGUGACCACUGGAUCCCAUGUCCUCCCCGUGAUCACCGAAGAACACCUGCCAUAAAGGCUAUGAAUGAAACUGGCCAGGCAAAUAUCAACUUGGAUAAACUUUAUGAGAUUUUGACCACAUGUCCCAUUCUGAAUCAAAAAACAGUUUAUACAACAGUAAUGAGUGCAGCAGACCCAGACAAGUAUGCAACUAGAAUCAGAAAUCCAACUGAAAUAUGUGAGUAAAUGCAGGAAAGAAUUCAGCCAAACUAUGAAGAUUUUGUUGGAAGAAGUAUCAGCUGGUCCAUUGACUUGGUUUUGCCCCUUCAAGGAGAGAACGUUGUAAAAGUAAUGACCUUGUUUGUGGCGGCUUUCAUUAUUUUGUAAUUGCUGAACAGUUGGAUUUUGGUCAUAAAAAUAGGUCACAAUCAGGAUGUUAAGCUUCCCGCUCUUUGGGUAUUAUUAGGAUAGAAAGCUGACCCUUGCAGAUGAUUAAGCGAGGGGAAAUGCGUCUUUCUUGCCUCCCCUGUCUGGUUCUUCAAAAUCUAGCUCAGCUUGAAUUUUGGAUAAUCAAAUAUUAAAAAGUGUGUCUACGAAAUAUGUUGCUGCUUAACGAACCACAGAAAGGCUAACGACGAUGGUGUUUGAUCAAAGCGAAUUAACUCCAAAAGUUCUUUUAC